This is a messenger RNA of Fusarium subglutinans, 762 nucleotides long. Its product is annotated as ubiquinone menaquinone biosynthesis C-methyltransferase. The record is from RefSeq and is a predicted model, not a curated record. The coding region runs from base 1 to 762 and encodes 253 amino acids. The transcript has a single exon. NCBI's taxonomy places the organism in Eukaryota, Fungi, Ascomycota, Sordariomycetes, Hypocreales, Nectriaceae.
AUGUCUCACGCCGAGAAAACGCAAUACGAUUCGUUCGCACCCAAGUAUGCUUCUGUGGAGGAGUUGCCCUGUUCCAAACUUGAGGGCCAGCUUGUGAAGAAUGCUCUGGGGGAUUGUACGGGUUUGAAGGUGCUAGAUCUUGGUGGAGGAAGUGGACUUCAUGCCCGAAGAGCGAUUGAUGCUGGGGCUAGUGUUGUUGAUGUCGUUGAUAUUUCACCCGAGAUGAUGAAAGCUGGUGAGGAGAUUGAGAAGAGUCUCGGGCGAAAGGAUCGAAUUCGUUGGUUCGAGGCUGAUGUCACCAAACCCGUCACGGAGCAAGUCAAGUUGGAAGACGGUUACGAUAUUGUCAUGGCCAAUUGGGUUUUCGAUCAUGCUUCCUCUGUCUCAGAUCUGAGAAGCAUGUAUGAAAAUGUCGUCAAGAACCUGAAGCCUGGGGGCAAGUUCAUCGGCGUGAGGUCAAAGAGCAUCCGCGCCGAGUACAUGAGCCAGGGCAAAUACGGUGUCACCUUCACGGAUGUCACUGAGAUCCCGGGCGGCUUGAGAUACCAAGUCAAUUGCGUGACCGAGCCGCCGUUCUCAUUUGAGGCUACUUCAAUGGAAUCGACUUUCUCGCUUUCUGAUGACAUCGGAAAGGAACUCGGACUGGUUGAGAUACAUGUUGCCCCGGCCGAAGAGACGGAGCUUGUCAAAAACGACCACGAGUUUUGGGAGGAGUAUCUCAACGAUCCCAACUUUGUCGUCGUAGUGGCUAAGAAAGCGUAG